Molecule: messenger RNA, 1366 nt
Organism: Periconia digitata
Lineage: Eukaryota; Fungi; Ascomycota; Dothideomycetes; Pleosporales; Periconiaceae
Source: the annotation of a GenBank genome assembly
AACAGCCAAGUAGGUUAAUAGGUCAUAUUACUAAGCUCUUUUCUAGGCUCUCAUUAGCUAUUCCCUUGGGGCUCCGCUUAACACCUCAACUUCUAAUCUAAAACCUUGAACGUGUUUCCCCGCAUUACAAUUUUCUGGGCUGUGGUAGGUCGACGUGGAGCACGAUGCUAUUGUUUCCGUCCUCGGUUCAUCGUCCCUGGACCCGGUAAUAACGGUCUUGGAGAUCUGGUUCCUACACACGCUCCUAUCAUGCGCAAACUUGCUCAGAUCUUGUCUAUCGUGCAGUGGUCUGGUCUGUAUAGGAACUUUUUGACUCAACGAAGUAUAAAGUUUGGACGCUUUGUUCUCCCAAAUGCGUUCGCUGUUCAUUCCUUGAUUUAAAAUCGUGAUCAAGAUUCAUCUGCAAUACGAACUGAUUUCACAUCAGAAGUCUCUCGCACAAAAAACAAAAAAAAAAGGAACAGGGUUCGAGAUGGCAAUUUCUUGGAAAACCGUGGCGACUCUCGCCUCCACACUCUUCUACUCACAACUCGCCGCCGCCAUUUCCCCCAUUGUCUCCCCAGUCUGGCUCAAAGACAACCUCAAUGACCCAUUCCUCCUCGUCAUCGACAUCCGCCCCGAAGCCACAUAUGCUGCUUCUCACGUCCCGGGCGCUUUAGGUAUCCCCUUUGGAUACAGCUCACUCUGGGCCGAGCAAGUCGAAGGCGAUACCCUACGGAUGCCUCCUGCAGAAGAACUACUACCUGCCCUCGCAGGACAAGGCCUAUCGGCGAACACAAGCGUCGUACUUGUUUCGAGUGUCGCGACGAUGCCCCGUGGAAUGAACGAGGCCACUCGCGUUGCCGCUACACUACAAUAUGCUGGUCUACCUACGAACCAGGUUGGCAUUCUGGACGGCGGGUACGAAGGUUGGAUCAAAAAUGGUGGAGAGGAAUCCUUGGACGCUAAGGUUCCUACGCCUGGAGAUUUCAACGGACCGGUUGAUGAGACUGUCGUUGUUGAACGUCCUGAAGUCAAGGCGAGCCUUAACAAAGUCGAUGAAGGGAUUGUGCUGCUCGAUGCACGUGAUACCGCAUCAUUUGAUCAGGGUCAUAUCGAGUCUGCUUUGAGUCUUCCGCAAAAGAACAUCUGGAACAGCGAUGGCACCUUCAAGACCGUUGAUCAGCUCUGGGAGGUCUACUUCAAAGGUGUGGGGGAUGCCCCUGUUGGCCCGGACGAGGGAGAAAUUAUAGUGUACUGCUUCAUUGGGCUGAUGGCUACUGGAUGGCACUUCGUUUUGACGAACGUGUUGGAGUUUGAGAACGUGAAACUUUAUGAUGGAUCUGUUCAGGACUGGACGAAGGAGUAUCAAUUAGUUACUGCGUAG